AUGGCCACGUUGCUAUCUUUCUUUUUGAUGUUCAUCCUAGUCUUGUUGGCGCAUCCAAGAACAAGCGCUGGAUUCAUAUGUGAAAGCACAUCUUGCGAAAUCGGUGGACUUCCUAUUCAGUUCCCGUUUUGGUUGAGACAAGCAAAUCAAAGUCAACUCUGUGGUUACCCAGGAGGGUUCGAGCUGUCGUGUAGCAACAGCACUAACGGUCAACCGUUGAUUACUCUACCAGAAGCCGGAGACUUCGUGGUGAAACUCUUCUCACUAGAGAACCAAAAGAUUUGGAUUAAUGACCCUGAAGAGUGUCUCCCAAGUCGUUUCAUGCAUAACCAUGGGUUGAACCUCGAAGUUUCCCCAUUCCGAUUGAGCGAUUAUUAUACUAUUGUCGAUUACUCCUUCCUUAACUGCCCCUCCAAUUUAACCUCUUCCUUACUUGUACAGCCCAUAAGCUGUUUGAAUCUAAGCUCUAACAACAAAAACAACAACAACAACAACCACCACCUUAACUAUUCGGUGGUAGCUGUUCUGUCCGAUCCUCCUUUUUCAACGCCAUGGACCUCAUCGUGCGACCUGAUUUCCACAGCUUCCAUCCCCGUUUCAGACAUGGUUUCGUUGUUCUGGGUCGACUAUUAUUCUGACAUUCAAUUGGAAUGGGACAACCCUAAUUGCGGAAGUUGUGAAGCACGUGGAGGACGAUGUGGGUUCCUUGGUGAUCCUCCUUUUAAUGUUGCUUGUUACGAUCUUCCCAAUCAAAGUCAAGGUCUUUCAAGGAAAGCCAAGUACGGUAUAAGUAUGGGCCUGGGAAUUCCUGGACUUCUAGGUAUUAUUGGGCUUGCAUGUUUUUUCUGCGGUAAGAGGAACAGGGGUGAUCAACUGCGGCAAACAAGCACUGAACUUUCUACCCUAAUUAUGGCACGUCCUUCUGUUGUAGUUAUGGGCCUUGAUGGGGCAGCUAUAGAAAGAUAUCCUAAAACCCAGCUUGGUGAAAGUGGACGAUUGCCCAAGCCCAAUGAUAACAUUUGCUCCAUAUGUCUGUGUGAAUAUCAGCCCAAGGAGAUGUUAAGGACCAUCCCAGAGUGCAAUCACUAUUUUCAUGCCAAUUGCAUAGAUGGGUGGCUCAAGAUGAAUGCUACCUGCCCGUUAUGUCGAAAUUUACCGGAGGGUUCCUCUUCAUUUUCUCGGUCUUUGCUUUUAUCUCCAGCUUCUUAAUAUUUGUCAUUGUAACUAUUGCUCUUUCUUUUUCUUUUCUUUUUUAUACAUAUUAUUACUCAU
Gastrolobium bilobum is the source of this 1272-nucleotide messenger RNA. RefSeq names its product putative RING-H2 finger protein ATL21A. The record is from RefSeq and is a predicted model, not a curated record. Gene Ontology annotation, molecular function: polysaccharide binding. Lineage: Eukaryota; Viridiplantae; Streptophyta; Magnoliopsida; Fabales; Fabaceae. The coding region runs from base 1 to 1209 and encodes 402 amino acids. The transcript is spliced from 2 exons.